AUGGCCCAGACCAAGCCGCCGUCCUCGCCAGAGUCGCAGGCCUCCCCCGUUUAUAUGAGCUUGAAGACCCGGCUGCACACGCCCCUAGCCGAGCCUGAGAUUGUACUGUGGUUACGGGAUCUGACGCUUACUAUGAGCACGACUCAAAAGCCGAAUGAAAUUGUCCGCUUUGAGCUUUUGGUGCGUCGGAAGCACCCAAACUCGCACCUUUCGAUCGAAGCCACAGCCUGGGUUCAAAGUAGACCGCUAAGUGACUUCAUUACACUCCGUGAUAAUCUUCUCCGCGAUCUUGAGCCAGGGCAUAGCUGCUCCGCUGAGUGUAAGUGGCUCUAUACUGUUGUGAAGCAACACUUUCCGAAGCCACAAACGAUGCUUUCACCAUGUGCUUUGAAAACGGAGCGGCGGCGAGUUGCGCUUCUUCGAGUUUUGACUACAAUUCAGUCAACGUUGGUGACACACGGCAACCGCGGUUGUAGGGUUUUAAUGGGAGACGUGCUUAAGACAUUUUCAACUUUUCUUGUCGGCGACCGCACAUCCCUUUCGCGAACAGCACUCGCGCUACCAGUACCCUAUCGUCAAGGUCUUAUUAAUCUGCCAAAUAGUCUGGGUAAAAGGCUUGCCAGCCUUCGGACACUCUCGCGUGUCCGCAGAUGA
This is a messenger RNA of Plasmopara halstedii, 654 nucleotides long. RefSeq lists its product as uncharacterized. The coding region runs from base 1 to 654 and encodes 217 amino acids. The transcript has a single exon. Lineage: Eukaryota; Oomycota; Peronosporomycetes; Peronosporales; Peronosporaceae. The record is from RefSeq and is a predicted model, not a curated record.